ACUGAAAGAUAGAGCUUCCAUUUUUGUAUCUGCACACACCGAUAUCGAAGCAUUAGGGUUAGGGUUUUUUCGGAUCUGAGAAUUUUGGUGGUCAAUGGCGGAGGAAUCGGAGAGCACUGUGACGACCGGCGGCGAAUCAUUGAUGGAAAAAAUAAGCGAUAAGCUUCACGGUCAUGAUUCAUCCUCUUCUUCCGAUUCCGAUUCCGAAAAAACUGUCACUUCAUCCGUCAAGGAUAAAGUGUUUCGCCUUUUCGGAAGGGAAAAGCCCCUUCAUUCCGUGUUGGGCGCUGGAAAGCCUGCUGACGUAUUAUUGUGGAGGAACAAGAAAAUAUCUGCUUUUGUACUUGGCGGAGUAACUGCUGUUUGGGUCCUUUUUGAGUUGCUUGAAUAUCACUUUCUUACUCUAGUCUGUCACAUUUUAAUACUAUUGCUCGUGGUUUUGUUCUUGUGGUCCAAUGCCCAUACUUUAAUCCACAAAACUCCACCUCGUAUACCCGAAGUUCAUCUUCCUGAGGAGCCAUUCCUGCAAGUUGCGUCUGCUUUGAGAAUUGAAAUCAACCAUGGGUUUGCAGUUUUGCGUGAUAUUGGUUCUGGAAGAGAUUUAAAGAAAUUCCUAAUCGUUACUGCUGGCUUAUGGAUUCUAUCAAUUGUGGGGAACUGGAGCAAUUUCUUGACCUUGUUAUACAUAACUUUUAUUUUGUUGCACACUGUACCGGUGGUAUAUGAGAAGUACGAGGAUAAGAUAGACCCAUUUGCAGAGAAGGCAGUCAUUGAGAUUAAAAAGCAGUAUGCUGUGUUUAAUGCUAAGGUCUUGAGUAAGAUCCCAAGGGGUCCAUUGAAAGACAAGAAGUUAGCGUAGUGAGCAAGUCUUUGUAACUUCAGAAAGAAAAAGAGCUCCACUUUUUUUAUUUAUGGAAGUUGCCAGCGCCCUGUUUCUUUUAUCAAAUACCAAUCUUUAUUGUUUGAGUUGGUUUUAUGCUGUAAUGGUGUCAAUGGCAAAUUGGCAAUGGUUCAAACAGUAGUUUCUAACCAUAUGCAAGCAUAUGGAUUUUACUGGCUUGUGUAUGUUUAUUAGAGUUGUUCAAUCAAUAAUAGUUACUGCAAGAUAAAAGU
This is a messenger RNA of Gastrolobium bilobum, 1113 nucleotides long. RefSeq names its product reticulon-like protein B5. Lineage: Eukaryota; Viridiplantae; Streptophyta; Magnoliopsida; Fabales; Fabaceae. The record is from RefSeq and is a predicted model, not a curated record. The transcript has 5 exons. Bases 95 to 859 code for a protein of 254 amino acids.